Molecule: messenger RNA, 657 nt
Organism: Funneliformis geosporum
Lineage: Eukaryota; Fungi; Glomeromycota; Glomeromycetes; Glomerales; Glomeraceae
Source: the annotation of a GenBank genome assembly
AUGAUAUGUUCAUCAAAAAGUGGAAUGUUGACAGAUUUUUCACAAAAUUUAGAUGGACCUUCAUUACCGGAAUUAUUAGAAGAGAAAAGCAUUACAUGGAAAGCAUAUUUAGAAAAUUAUCCCGGUAAUGGAUUUAAAGCGGAUGCAUCAGAUGAUAAAUUAUAUGUUCGUAAACAUAAUCCAUUUAUCUCAAUGAAUAAUAUAAGGAAUAACCCAACCAUGGUAUCAAAAAUCGUUAAUUCAAAACAAUUAGCUGAUGAUAUAGAAAAAGAUGAUGUUCCACAAUAUGUAUUUUACGUGCCAAAUAUUAAUAAUAAUGGAGAGAAAACCAAUUUAAAAUUUGCUAGUAAUUUUUUAAAAAAUGAAUUCAUUCCUUUAAUUCAACAUUUAUUAACUUCUUCUAGAACCCUCUUAGUGAUUACUUUUGACGAAGCCUCUACUUAUAUUGAUUUUAAUUUAGCUAACUAUAAUCAGAUUUAUACUACACUUAUUGGACCUAAUGUAUUAAACUCUGUUACGCAUAAUGAUGGUACGAGAUAUAGUCAUUUUAGUUGGGUGCCUACUAUCGAAGAGAAUUGGAAUUUAUCUCGUCUUGGUAAUGGAGUUGAUAAUGAUAGAGUAAGUACCGUCCCCUUAGACUCUAAAUUAUUUUUGUAA